Molecule: messenger RNA, 3100 nt
Organism: Tilletiopsis washingtonensis
Lineage: Eukaryota; Fungi; Basidiomycota; Exobasidiomycetes; Entylomatales
Exons: 2
Coding region: 358-2865 (835 amino acids)
Source: RefSeq, a predicted model, not a curated record
AGCCGCGUCCGCUCCACCUGGCCGUCUCUUUCCCGUCCGCCAUCCCGCUUCGUCUCGCCGUCCGAGAGGUGUCUUGCAGACACUCACCGCCUCUCGCCUCGCCGCCUCUGCCCACCUCUGAGCUGCCCGCCGUCCUCUCGCGUCUCCUCCUCCUCAGUCUCCGUCUCGCACUCGCGCGCCACCGUCUGCCGGCCCGGUCCCCUCUCUGCCCGAUCUCUCACCGCCUCCCUGCCACACCGCGUUCGCCACCUCUUGCACACGUCCGCCUCCUCCUUCUCCUUGCUCUCUCGAAGCCGGUCCUCGAGCUCCGUUACCCUCCCUUCCUCUCCGUCUGUUUGCUCGCGUCUCUCGCGCGCAAUGUCGCGUCUCGACGUCUCCGCAGGCAUGCCUUCGCGUCCGCGCUCGCCUGCUCCGCCAUUGAGCACUCGCGAUGCAGCAACGGCAGCCGCAGCUUCAUCCGCAGCGCAGGCCCUGCCGCAGCAUCGCUUGGCGCCGCCGCGUGGCCUGGCGACGCGCGCUCGCAGCGGCAGCACGAGCACGGUGGAUGCAAGGGAACUGCAGCCGCAGUCCUCCUCCUCUCGUCUGCGCGCCCGCUUCGCCAAUGCCGAAGCCGCACACGCACCACUCAUGCUGCGUGCCGACAGUGCCGACUCGCACGGUGCGCUCCGCGGCCACCUGCCGUCGCCCAGCGCCCUCUCGCCGCGCACGGUGCCACCGGGCUUCGAUGCGAUGCAGCAGAUGCAGCUGCAGCACAUGCAACAGCAGCACCAGUCGCAGCAGUCGCAUUCGCAGCAGCGGCACGCAAUGGCGCCACACGAGCGUGUCCUCGCCGAGCGAGCCGCGCGAGGAGGACACAAGCACAGCAGCAGUACGGACUCGGAUGCCGAUUCCCUCGCGUCGUUCGGCUGUCUCAUGUCCGACGAGUUCGAUCGGCAAGCGCGUGAUCGUGACGCAGGCAAGGAUGGACCCAUGCUCGAUGCCACGUCGCGCCAGCAGUGGCUGGACGGCAUGUUCACCAAGCUGGCGCUCCGACACGCCCGCAAGAUGGGCGCAGGCGACGAGCGCCACGAGAAGCCCAUGCAGACGACGCAGGCGCAGAAGCCCAAGGCUCACUUCCUCGACUUGAGCGGCUACAUCAAUCCCAUCCCUCUCGCCUCGGCCAAUCACACGCCACGACCCACGGACGCUCAACGCUUCGCCUCGUCUGCACAACAGGCCGCGGCGUCGUCGUCUCUCAUGGCGCCCUCCACCCGCGAAGUGCCGCGCCGUGCUCGUACGCCCGACAUCGGCCAUCAUCCUUCGAGCAGCGCCGGCAGCAACCAACUGCCCGGCGGCGCACCGAGUGGAGCAGCACACACCGCUCAGCUGCUGCGUUCGCGCCGCAGUGCAGACUCUCUUGGCGACACGCGUCGCCGACAGAAGCUCGAGUGGGCACAGGCGGGAGCAGCUGGGCCCAACAGCAGCAACAGCGCAGCGAAACCGUCAGCGCCGCCCAGUGCGUACGGAGGCACGGCCAUGCAGGUGACGCAGAGCCACGAUCCGAGCGCCAUGAGCAGCUCGGGUGUGCCUCAACUGCCCGGCUGGGCACGCGAGUCGAACCGCAAUCUGAGCAUCUCGAGCGUCAGUUCAGGCUACAGCACAGCCAGCAGCGUCAGUGCGUCUAGCCACCACUCUUCGGGCUCGACUACCUCUUCGCGUCCCCAAACGCCCGGCUACGCACACGGUGGCAACGCCAACGGCGAACGCUUCGUGCUGCCCAGACCUGCGCUCAUGGCGAGGACGGUCAGCCACGAUGUAGGAGGUGACCGUCCGACGCGUCCCGUGCUCAUGGCACGAGGCUCAAGCAGUCAACUGCGCACGCUUCCGGCGCCAGGCUCGCUUACGCCAGGCUGCAUUGUGCCUCGUGGCAUCCUCACGCCUCUGCCGCCGCCUUCCUCCUCGCAGCAGCACCAGCAGCAGGCGCACCUGCAGCAGAUGCGCGAGGGCGCUCUCUCGCCCGUCCGCUCGCGGCCUCCGCCUCUGCUGCGUUCUCGCGCGUCGCGAGGCUCGAUGAGCUCCGACGGCAACUCGAGCGUGCCGUCGACGCCUGCGCACUCGGUCGUGGAGCUGCCGAUUCCCGAAGUCAUGGGCCAGCAGCCCAUGAUGACGAUGGGCCCGCGCUGUCUCGCUGCUUCUUCGCCCAUCAAGCCGCCUCCCUCUCGAGGCGGACUUGCGAUGCAGGGUCAACCGUUGCUCGAGAUGACUUCGGACGAAGAAGAGGAUCUCCUUGCUGGCUCGGGCCGCUAUACGCUGCAUCGGCAUGCCGUUGAGACUGCCCAGGCUCCGGUGCGCGCUCAACAGCACCAGCAUCAGCAACAGCAGGCGACGCAGCAUUCCACGCCGCGUGCCAGUGCCACAGCACGGCCUUCGGCACGCCAUCUGGCCAUGCCUCACGUCGCCGACAUCUUCGAUCUGACGCGAGCGCCGCCCUCGCCUCCUCGCAAUGCCUCGUUGCGCAAGAUGCACGGCGCUCCCGGCGGCGCCUCUGGCGCUCGUCCACGUGCCGCGUCGACUGCAUCAAGCAUGCACAGUCACAAGACCUCUGUCUCGUCUACGACGAGCAGCUGCGGCGAAGCAGCGGAAGAGACGUCUCGCAUCUCGUACCUCUCGCGAACGAGCUCGACCAGCUCGGGCAGCACCGACAGCACGCCGGCAAGCCCCGACUCGCCGCGCUCCGUCGCCACGCGGCUGCGCACCACGUCGCGCGCGGCAGAGGACUGGGCCAGCUCGAUUGGCAGACGCUUUGCGAGACACCACGGAGUGCCGGAGGCUCGUGCAAAGACGGCGGGCAUCGACACGUUCGGCGCGCCGCUGGAGCAUGCUUGAGGCGUCUCGACGCUAGACCGUCCCGGCACACGCGUGCAGCUUGCGAUCCGCCGCCCUCCCCCUCCCCCCCUUCUCAUUUCCUCUACUUUUCAGCCCUCUCUUGUUCCUCACUUGGUGCUCAAUCUCUGUAGCCAUAGCCUUUCACCGUCCCCGUCCUGUGUCUCCGACUUGGCGCCCGCGCGCACAUGCAUCACGUAUCCUCGCGCGACAGCCGCAGCCAAUGCCAUCCUCGUAC